Durotheca rogersii is the source of this 2102-nucleotide messenger RNA. Its product is annotated as putative coenzyme A transferase. Lineage: Eukaryota; Fungi; Ascomycota; Sordariomycetes; Xylariales; Xylariaceae. The transcript has 4 exons. Gene Ontology annotation, molecular function: succinyl-CoA:3-oxo-acid CoA-transferase activity. Bases 156 to 1784 code for a protein of 542 amino acids. Gene Ontology annotation, biological process: ketone body catabolic process. The record is from RefSeq and is a predicted model, not a curated record.
CACCUAACUUGAUUAUUAUCCGUCCAGCCCACUGGAACGCCCCUACACCGAGACACCGAUGAUACGCUGCUGACCUUAACCCUUGGCCUCCUUGCUCUCUGCCCCUCCUCCCCUCCCCUCUCCCGUCUUCUCCCUCCUCUCCCUCCGCCCUGAACAUGGCGCGACCGCGGAGUGCGUGUCUGUGGGCCACAGUCCAACUCUCACAUCUUUGGGCGAUCCCACGCGCGCGGCAACCGUACGGCGCCACUGCUACUGCCGUCGCGUCCACAUUAAGGAUUGCGCCCUGCCUCCAGCGACGCUCCUAUAGAUACUACUCGACCGACCGGGGGGCGGCUCAGCGAGGCGGCUCCAAGGUUUUCAAGUCCGCCGACGAGGCCAUUGCAGACGUUAAGGAUGGUGAUGUUAUCUUGAGCGCCGGUUUCGGGCUGUGUGGUGUAGCGGAAACGCUCAUUCAAGCCAUACACAAGAAGGGCAUCAAGGACCUGACGGCCGUCUCGAACAACGUCGGCGCGGCAGGGAAUGGCUUGUCCCGGCUCACUAGAGACGGCCGCCUGAGUCGCGUCAUCCUCUCCUACCUGGGAUCGAACAAGGAGCUCGAGAAGCAGUACCUAACGGGCCAGACUGCGGUGGAGCUGUGCCCGCAGGGUACCCUGGCCGAGAGGCUGCGCGCCGCCGGCGCUGGCAUCCCGGCCUUUUAUACGGCGACGGGUGGAAAGACCUUUGUCGAGACGGGUGAAAUUCCCAUACGUUUCACACCCGAAGCUGUGCUUGAGAAAGGCAAGCCGAGGGAGGCGCGGGUUUUCAACGGCCGAUCUUACAUCCUGGAGACGGCGCUCCCAGGCGACGUUGCCAUCCUGCGCGCCUGGAAGGUGGACGAGGCGGGCAACUGUGUUUUCAAAUACACAACCAAGACGUACGCCGGGCUCAUGGCCAAGGCGGCGCGCAUCGCUAUCGUCGAGGCCGAGAAUAUCGUGCCGAUUGGGUCCAUCGACCCCGACAGCGUCGACCUGCCUGGCAUCUUCAUUGACCGCAUCGUGCCGGCGACGGCGCCCAAGAACUUCGAAGUGCUAAAGCUGGCACCGCCCAAGGAGGACGCGGCGGCAGGCAAGCAGGGCGCGCCCCUCGACAACCGGAACCGGAUCGCGCGCCGCGCCGCUCGCGAGCUGCGCGACGGCUACUACGUCAACCUCGGCGUCGGCAUUCCGACGCUGGCCGUGUCGCACCUGGCGCCGGGCGCCCGCGUCUGGCUGCAGUCGGAGAACGGCAUCCUCGGGAUGGGCGCGUACCCGGCGACGGAGGCGGAGGCGGACCCGGACCUGAUCAACGCGGGCAAGGAGACGGUGACGCUGGUGCCGGGGGCGUCGACGUUCGACUCGGCCGAGUCGUUCGCCAUGAUCCGCGGCGGCCACGUGGACGUGUCGAUCCUCGGGGCCUUCCAGGUGUCGGCGUCGGGCGACCUGGCCAACUACAUGAUCCCGGGCAAGGUGUUCAAGGGCAUGGGCGGGGCGAUGGACCUGGUGUCGAACCCGGACCGGACCAAGAUCGUGGUGGCGACCGAGCACGUCGACAAGCAGGGCCGCAGCAAGGUCGUGCAGGAGUGCCGCCUGCCGCUCACCGGCCAGGGCGUCGUCAGCACCAUCAUCACCGAGCUCGCCGUCUUCCAGGUCGACCGCGUCCACGGCGGCCUGACCCUGACCGAGAUCGCCGAGGACACUGACCUCGACACCGUGCGCCAGAAGACCGAUGCUGAGUUCAAAGUCGCCGACAACCUCGGCUCGUUCUAAUUACUAGAUGCUAUUGCUCGUAGAUGGAUAGAUACUUGCGUGUGCAUGUAUGGGACCCGACAAGGCGAAGGACGGGCCAUGUAUUUAUUAUGUCGGGUUCCUUUUGCGUUCUCGGUACAUAGAAGCGGGUGGCCGAUGAGAAUUGCUAGAGGUAGGCAUCUUUGGGAAUAUCCGUCCUUGUACGUACACGCAUUGUCAUUGCCUACACAUCUAUCUCGUUUGGUUCGUUUUUCCCACCGGAGCAACUGUUUAGGAAAAGGGGAAUAAGGCGAGGAAAUACGCGAGGUAGCAAGCAGGUUAGAUACUUAGCAGGUAGAC